Nymphaea colorata (pocket water lily) is the source of this 2392-nucleotide messenger RNA. Its product is annotated as aspartic proteinase-like protein 1. Lineage: Eukaryota; Viridiplantae; Streptophyta; Magnoliopsida; Nymphaeales; Nymphaeaceae. The transcript has 10 exons. Bases 534 to 2129 code for a protein of 531 amino acids. Gene Ontology annotation, molecular function: aspartic-type endopeptidase activity. The record is from RefSeq and is a predicted model, not a curated record. Gene Ontology annotation, biological process: proteolysis.
GUCGACCAGGGGAGCAGAAAAAGGGCAGUGGCGCUUCCGUAAAUUGUCCAGGGAAGCGAGGGGUUUCGACUGCGGGAGUCAGCAAAAGGACUGCCUUACCGAGUGACACUGGAACCUCUCCUUCCCGAGUGGCACUGCAACCUCUCUCUCUCUCUCUCUCCGCGUCAAACUGUGGCCGUGAACUCGUGAGAGAGUGCGGGUAUGUGGAGGGAGGAAGACGCUUUCACCCCUGCACUGUGUUAGUGACUAUCGUCUCGCUGCUCUCUCUCGCUCCUUCCUAAUCUGUCUCUCGAAAGCAGAGAAAGAGAGAGAGAGAGAGAGAGAGCACUUUUUUGGAAAACGGUGCUCUAUCUGGAAGAGCUCCACCACCAUUUCUUUUUCCAAAGACGCAGGGGGAGAGAGAGAGAGAGGAAGAGGUGUUUGGAACAGGAUUCCCGUUCUCCAUAUUGUGUAUUUGAGAGAGAGAGAGAGAGAGAGAGGAGAGAUUCUGUAUUUUGCCUGAUUGUUCUUCUACCAACCUUUGCUUUUCGACAAUGGCUGUUAUCUCUAGCCAUUGUCUGCUUUCUUUCACUAGUUUCGUGCUAUUGUUGAUGGUGGUGGUGGUGGGUGGGUCUCCUGGUUGUGAUGGUUCAUUUACGCUGUCGUCGAAGCUCAUCCAUCGGUUCUCGGAGGAGGCGAGGUUGAUCUGGAGACGAAGUAGUGGGGAGGCCCAUAGGGGUCCCUCUCCCCGAUCCCGCAGCUUGGAGUACUACGAGAUGCUUUGGAGAAGCGACGUCCAGAGGCAGCGGAUGAGACUCUCCCCACAGUAUCAGUCACUCCUCUUCUCUGAAGGGAGCGAGACCUUCUCUCCGGGCAACGAUCUUGGAUGGCUACAUUAUGUAUGGGUUGACAUUGGGACACCAAAUGUAUCUUUUUUUGUUGCAUUAGAUACUGGGAGUGACCUUUUCUGGGUUCCGUGUGAUUGCAUUCAGUGUGCUCCUUUCGCUGCUCAAAACUUCAGUUUGGAUAGAGAUUUAAACAUGUAUGAUCCAGCAGGAUCUACCACCAGUAAACAUCUGCUCUGCAGUGAUGAGUUAUGUGACAUGGGAUUUGAAUGCAAAAGCCAAAAGCAAUUUUGUCCUUAUGCUGUCAACUACUAUUCAGCGGGAACUUCUACUUCUGGUUUGUUGGUUCAGGACAAGUUACAUUUAGCUGUCAGCAACAAUCUUUCAUCCAAAAGUCCCAUAGAGGCAACAAUUGUUAUAGGUUGUGGGAGAAAGCAAACUGGUGAUUAUUUGGAUGGUGUUGCCCCUAAUGGUGUGAUGGGUUUGGGAUUUGGAGAGUUAUCAGUUCCAAGCUCUCUUGCAAAAGCAGGUCUCGUACGAGAUUCUUUCUCCCUCUGUUUCCAGGAGGAUGGUUCGGGGAGGAUUGUCUUUGGGGACCAAGGUUUAGCCAACCAAAGCACUACUCCAUUCGUGUCGUCCAGAGGCAAAUAUCUUACCUACAUCGUGGAAGUGGAGUCUGUGUGUAUCGGAAAGACAUGCCUUGAACAAGCCAGCUUCCAGACGUUGGUUGAUAGUGGUUCCUCAUUCACAUUUGUUCCAGCUGAUGUAUAUAAGAGCGUCGUCUUGGAGUUUGAUGCACGGAUGAAUGCUUCAAAGGUUGUCUAUGAAGGAUUUCCGUGGGAAUACUGCUACAAAGGAAGGUUGAAAGAACUGCCCGACUUUCCAAAGCUGACAGUAAUGUUUGCUAACGAUAGCUUUUCUGUCCAGAGCCCCCUCUUAGAACUCCAUGCAACUGAGGAGGAUUCAAAUAUUUUCUGCUUGGCUUUACAGUCUACUACUGAUGCAAUAGGAGUAAUCGGACAAAACUGGAUGACGGGUUACAGGAUGGUGUUUGAUAGGGAGAACUUGAAGUUAGGAUGGUCCCCAUCAAAAUGUCGAUUACUCAAUGAGACCAAAGCAAAUGGUAGACCGGAGAAUUCAUUGCCGACAGACCAACAACAGAGCCCUCCUGGAGGACAUGCAGUUUCUCCUGCAAUUGCUGGCUGGGCUCCCCCUGCCAAACCUUCGGCAGCAUCAUCACUGCGGAUGCCACGGUUCUUUUUGUUGCUUCUGGUUUUGAUUUGCUGGCAGCAGCAGAGGUCGUGACAUGGAGGUCUUUUACCCAGAGGCUGUGUAUAAAUUUGUUACUUUUUUUUUUGGCCUGUUUAGUUUUUCUGCGAAUAUGAUAGCUAUAGAGUUGGAUGUCUGUAAAAAUCCGUUCCUCGGCGAGUUGCAUGUUUCCUUUCGGCUCAUCUCAAGGCUAUUGUGGUUCUAUCCCAUGCGCAAAGAGCAUGAGUGUGAGAUUUUAGGUUUCUAGCUAAUCUUGGAUUAUUAUUUUUUUACUACGUGCCCAUAUUUUUUGGUUUUUA